UUCGAUCGCCUAACUUUUCCUCUCUAUUUUGAGAUGAAAUUUGUGGUGUAAAAAUCUUAUUUUCGUUGUGAAAUUUGUAAAAGAAAAGUGCCACUCUGCUGCGUCGUGUGUCUGUGUAUGUGGCUCGGGCCCAAGGCAACAAAGACAUUUUGUCGACGGUUUCUUUUUUUUAAACCAUCUCCUCCCUUGGAAUCCGUAAAACACGGGCAUUAUGGGAAGCAUGUGAGUUGGGACCGGGCGGGAGGCCCAGCUGCUGCUUAAACCCUCUCCGCCCCAGCACAGGAGCUGCUGCAAAUAUCAACAUUUUUACCUUUUUUUUCUUUUUUUCCCUAUACCAUUUUUUCCCCUUUUUCUUCUUAAGUUUCAUCCCUCUGACUUUGAUUCCUGUUCCCGUUUUUUUUUUUAAAGUGUCCUUUCCAUAUUGAGACAACACAAGUGACAAUAGAACCGUCAUCAACUUUUCAAUCGUGUUACAAAAAAAAAAAAAGAAAAACCAAAGACAGCGCGGCCAAACAUUAAAGAAUGCCCAUUCAAGCUCCUCAGUGGACUGAAUUCCUUUCUUGUCCCAUCUGCCGACACGAAUUUGACCGCAUCCAGCGUCAACCCAUCAGCCUCGCAUGCGGGCACACUCUCUGCAAGACAUGCCUUGCAAAGCUGCAUCGUCGACAAUGUCCAUUUGACCAAAGCAGUGUCAGUAUCGAAGCUGAAGACUUGCCCGUCAAUACAGCCCUGUUACAACUGAUCUCGCCUUCUAGUGUCCACCACAACAGCGAUCACCAUGAAGAUAAUCACGAAGAAGAUCAGCCUAUGGAAGAAGAAUUACAGUCAACGACGACUUUGUUAUCUUCCCUGGACAAGGAACAAUGGCAGUUGUACCGUUCCAGUCGACGCUGCGUCGAGGAGCUUGCUCUCUUCCUGAAAAUUAGCGGAGGCGUGCCUCUCCUCUCGCGUCCCAUGCAACGCAAAUUGGUGACUUUGGUCACUUGCCAACUCGCCGAAUCGGAAGGACGGGCCAGGGCCGUCCGGGCAGCUCGCUCUUUAGGUGAACGAACUGUCACCGAGCUCAUACUUCAACACCAGAAUCCGCAACAACUCUCUGCCAACCUUUGGGCAGCUGUCCGGGCUCGCGGUUGUCAGUUUCUCGGUCCGGCUAUGCAAGAGGAGGUGCUGCGACUUGUUCUGCUCGCCUUGGAAGACGGAUCGGCCUUAUCACGUAAAGUUCUCGUCAUGUUUGUUGUUCAGCGACUGGAACCCCAUUUUCCACAAGCUUCCAAGACGAGCAUUGGCCACGUCGUCCAGCUUCUCUAUCGUGCCUCAUGUUUCAAAGUAUCCAAAAGAGAAGGCGAUUCUUCAUUGAUGCAACUGAAAGAUGAAUUUAGGACUUAUGACGCCCUACGACGCGAACACGACGCCCAGAUUGUGCAAAUAGCUACCGAGGCCGGUCUGAGGAUCGCCCCCGACCAGUGGUCGUCGUUGUUGUACGGCGAUUCGGCCCACAAAUCGCACAUGCAGAGUAUCAUCGACAAACUACAAACACCACAAUCGUUCGGUCAAUCGGUGCAAGAGCUUGUCAUCGCUCUGCAACGAACGGGCGAUCCGCACAAUCUGUCCAAUUUGCGACCUAGUCUGGAACUACUUGCUGCCCUCGACCCCAGUCCGGAUGCCGCUCUCCCUAGCUGGUCAGAAUGCGAUGGAGCCUUAGAAGCGGCUCGAAUGGCCGUCCGAGGUCUCAUUGAUUUUGUUUCGUCACACGGAGGAGGAAGUAGAUCCAAUGGUCGACAAUCGGAGCAAGCUGCCCACGGAUCACAUGGCAUCAAGUACAAGACGAGCUUGUGUCGCGAUUUACUUCGCGGCGGCUGCCCUCGCGGAGCCAACUGUACAUUUGCCCACUCGGAGGAGGAGCUGGACAGGUACAGGUCACGACACCGGAAGAAUUCUGGCAAACUCAGGAAUGGAACAGGCGAAGGAAGUCUCGGUUCUCAGGAGAAUCUGGUAGUUGGCGUCGACGCAGCCGGAAUCGCCAUGAUUACCGAGACGGACCCAACCAGUUUUUAUUAUAACCCAGCUCCAGCGGACGGCACAGCCAUGUUGAGCCGACGUCCCAAUUACAGCGGCCCGCCUUACACUGCCACUCACGCUCCUUACCGUUCACGCGGACAGUACGGAGCCAGUGCCUAUCCAACUCCGCCCCCUCCGACUUAUGGCGCUGGACCGCAUCUCUACGGAGCGCCUUCUCUUCCGCCGCAACCUGAAUACGGAAUGCAGGCCCCUAUGGCCGACUAUCCCAGUCGACCCAUCGAAACAGCUCGCUUGAUUCCAUCGCUGGCCAGCCAAAGUUUGGUCGUCUUGCAGAGUCGUAAGCAAGAAAUUUUAGACCAACUGGAAAAGAUUGGCACUACCAACAGUCAGAAUAGUUCCAUUUGGAAUGGACGACCUGCAGCAGCAGCAGCAGCAGCCUCGGCUCAAGGCGCCACUGGUUAUAAUAGGGCAGAAGGAUUGUUUGAUGAUGAUUUCAUCCCAUUUGGCGCACCCAUUUGUAGCAAAUACGGCCCAAUAUCGCGUCUUUCAAGGAUCAUCCCACGACCGUCCAACCCGAUCCAGGCGGCGUCCUCCUUUGGCCAUUCGCUCACGUCAACACCCAUGAAGCGAACCCCACUGAUUUCCACCGGUCGUGACUUGGAUGAUUGGAAUGAGGGACAAGACGAAGAAGACGGUGAUGGCCAGGAGUCUAAAGGCGACUCGGUGCCACCCGCGGUGGAACCCGUGCCCGAUUUCCUUGCGGAAUCUGAGCGGAUGAAAUACGAACUGGAAUUAAUCAAGCAACAGAUUGACGAACUCAAGAUGGCGACACGCGAAGCUUCGAUCGGAUGCAUGACAGAAGGCCGCCAACGAUUAUCACGGGAGCUUCACUUGAUCGAAGAGAACAUCCGCGAGAAGGAACGCCAGUUGAGAUUGACGCAAAGGAAACGUCGCAACGUGACGACGCCAGUCCACGGCAAAGCAACACUCGACUGGGAUGUUAAAUUCUUUAACGGUUUCAGUGACCCUUUGGCAAUUACCACCGGUGACGAUGAGGAUACGGGAAUAGCAAACGGUAUGAGGGAGCUCGAACUUCGUCUGCAGCAUGAAUUGGAGGAACAAGAAUGACGUUUUGUGCAGUUCACAAACAAAGACAUUUAAGUGGUUGUUUUUCAACGAAGUGCUGCGUUUUGCUUGUUUCUUCUUCUCCCAAAUUUCACAGACUUGAUCCGUGUUGGAUCAUUUUGACAAUUCGUACACUCUUCUGUCACCGAACGUCAAUUGUAUGUUGUUUUUCCCUCUCUCACCCCCUCCCCCCGCGUCCGAGUAACUACGUCUUGGAAAAGUAUACAACAAUCCUUACCGAGUUCUGUCUCUUCAUAUGUGUUACGGUCAAUAUUUCUCUGCAUUAUAUUAAUGCGAAUCGUUACGACGGCAUUGGCGGACUGUGGCAGAGUUAUAUAGACACUUCUUUUUUCUCCUUUUUUCGCGAGAACCACUCGGACGUCGCUCUCCUCACAAUUGUCUGACCUAACCGAUUCACAUAUUCGUUACUGCAUAAAAUUAAGUUUUCCACCUUGGCUAUUGUAUUUUGCUUCCUAUGGCUCUAUACUAUUUUUCAUUCGAAGUUUACAAUUCGUGUCAAAUUUCUACUAGUAAAAAAACGAGUAUGGAAAAUUGUAGCCUUAAGAUUCCAGUAUGUCGAUUCCCCUUCGCUCGAUUGAAGACAUCGUGGUGGGCGUUCAUUGCAACCUUUAAUCUUUCUUCAAAUGCAUCUGUGGUUUUUCGUCUUUUGCGUGUGUAACAAGACGUGCUUGAUAAUAAGAUUUUCGGAAAAUGAAAAUACACAAAUCAAUCGUCA
Daphnia carinata is the source of this 3880-nucleotide messenger RNA. It is a transcript of the gene roq, whose product is annotated as roquin-1-like. The record is from RefSeq and is a predicted model, not a curated record. The coding region runs from base 523 to 3147 and encodes 874 amino acids. The transcript is spliced from 4 exons. NCBI's taxonomy places the organism in Eukaryota, Metazoa, Arthropoda, Branchiopoda, Diplostraca, Daphniidae. Gene Ontology annotation, molecular function: metal ion binding.